Trichoplusia ni (cabbage looper) is the source of this 822-nucleotide messenger RNA. Its product is annotated as trypsin 5G1-like. Gene Ontology annotation, biological process: proteolysis. Lineage: Eukaryota; Metazoa; Arthropoda; Insecta; Lepidoptera; Noctuidae. Gene Ontology annotation, molecular function: serine-type endopeptidase activity. The transcript has 5 exons. The record is from RefSeq and is a predicted model, not a curated record. The coding region runs from base 1 to 819 and encodes 272 amino acids.
AUGGCACUAUGUUUGCUAUCUUAUAACCUCACUUAUCCAAGAACACUUGCUAACGACAUCAAUUAUGUAUACCGGACUCCUUACAGCUUAAACCUCAUUUCUGCUUCCCCAGGUCUCUUCAAACCUCAUAAUGUGGGCAUUAUCGGUGGUCACAGCAUCACCAUCGACAAAGCACCGUACAUCGCGUCUCUCCGCCUGAACGGAACUCACCACUGGUGUGGCGGCUCCAUCAUUCAUGAGCGAUUCGUAAUGACAGCUGCUCACUGUAUAGUUCCGAACCGAGAGUUCAAAGUCCUCGUUGGGACAGACAAGGUCGACGAAGGAGGAAAAUUGUAUGAUGUUGAGAAAAAAAUUAUACACCCGAAAUAUAACAACCUGACCAGCGAUUACGAUAUUUGCAUUCUUAGAUUGAACGAGUCUUUGAGUUUUUCAACGAAAGUAAAUAAAAUUGCUUUGAAUGACCGUAAGGUUAGGCUGAGAAGUAGGACUAUGCUCAAUGCCACUGGAUGGGGAUAUACUCAACCUGAAGGAAAAAUAUCACAGUAUCUUCGCCAAGUAACGAUACCUGUGGUAGAAUCCUUUUCUUGUCAACUGGUUUAUGGACUUAAGACUAUAAUUACCAAAAGAAUGUUCUGUGCUGGAGGAAACGGGAAGGAUACUUGUAUGGGUGACAGCGGUGGCCCCUUAACAAAGGACAACGUUCAAGUUGGACUGACGUCAUUCGGAGCUGGAUGUGGCAAAAUACCAGGAGUGUAUACUAAAAUAUCAGUGCUACAUAAGUGGAUCAAAAAAACCAUCAAUCAGAAUUUUAAUAAUUAAAUA